AUGGAGGUUAGUGUAUACGUCGCAAGCUCUGUAUAUGCUCUCAGUCGGCCCAUUCCGCUCUGCUCCACGUUCCCCCUUCUUCGAUCCCUCCAGGUCGAAUUCCAUUAUGUAGUCAAUUCCAUUCUCGCUGCAAUUACGUUGUGCACAUUUGUAGCAUACGAUUUACUCCGUAAUGUAGACACCGACGGAUCUGAAGUGCCUAUGACUCUAUUCGAGUCUACGUUGUUAGACGAUGUAGCAGAUACUUAUUAA
Molecule: messenger RNA, 252 nt
Organism: Ambispora gerdemannii
Lineage: Eukaryota; Fungi; Glomeromycota; Glomeromycetes; Archaeosporales; Ambisporaceae
Source: the annotation of a GenBank genome assembly